Messenger RNA from Scaptodrosophila lebanonensis, 1396 nucleotides. RefSeq names its product inositol polyphosphate 1-phosphatase (gene Ipp). Gene Ontology annotation, molecular function: inositol-1,4-bisphosphate 1-phosphatase activity. Gene Ontology annotation, biological process: phosphatidylinositol phosphate biosynthetic process. Bases 123 to 1256 code for a protein of 377 amino acids. The transcript is spliced from 3 exons. The record is from RefSeq and is a predicted model, not a curated record. NCBI's taxonomy places the organism in Eukaryota, Metazoa, Arthropoda, Insecta, Diptera, Drosophilidae.
UCCUCAAGAAAUAUUACGCAGCUGGAAACCGAGCGUGGGUGCUGUGGGCGGGUUGAUUCUAAAUCAAAAAAAGAGAGAAAAAGUAGUACGAAUCAUCAACAGUGGCAAAAGAAUUAAAUGCAAUGUGUGACGUCGGCGACAGUGUAAAUCUGCUGCGUGUGCUAAUCAAUUGCGCCGAGAAAGCGGCAAACAUUGCGCGCUUGUGUCGCUCCAACGAAGAUUUGUUGAACCUUUUGGUACAGGAAAAGACCGGAGCAGAGGCCAACGCGCGUUUUGAACAUGAUUUCAAGACGCUAGCUGAUGUGCUAAUUCAGGAGACUAUAAAACAUGAUGUUGCAACUUGGUUUCCAGCUAUGCGCGAAGCCAUACUAGGCGAGGAGUCGCCAAAUUUCACUAAUAAGCUGGAUGAAAAUGUCACCAUAGCCGUGGGUGCCACCGAAAAGGACACCACAGCCUGUCUGGAGUCGGUGCUCACUGGACAUGAACAGGCAGCGGCUGCUUUGGCCGCAGAGGUGCAUCGCGUUGUCAACACCGAAACUGAACUGGAACUGGGCGAUCUACCUGAGCUACCUGAGCAGCUGGACUACAAUAAUCUGGGCGUUUGGAUUGAUCCCAUCGAUGCCACUGCCGAGUAUAUUUCCGGCGAUACAAUUUUCACAAACUUCCCAGGUAUUACCUCAACGGGUCUAGACUGCGUAACCGUGCUCAUCGGCGUUUAUGAACGGGACACGGGAGUACCUGUAAUAGGCAUUGUUGCCCAGCCCUUUGGAAAAAAGCUGGAAGAACAUGUUUAUAAGACAUCGCUGUAUUGGGGUGUUUGUUUGUCCACCUUACAGGCACACAAUUGCAACUUUGAGGCGCGCGACAAGCAUCGUAAGCUUUGCAUUUUCUCAAGCUCUGAACAGUCGGACAUUUUACAGAAUCUUAUUGAGCUGGGCUAUGAGAUUGCCUUUUCGGCUGGCGCGGGACACAAGGCCCUAAAGGUGCUCACCCACGAGGUGGACGUCUAUGUGCUCAGCAAAGCCUCCACCUUCAAAUGGGACACGUGUGCUCCGCAGGCUAUACUACGCGCCCUAGGAGGCAAUAUUUACGACUAUAAGGCUAGCGUAAAGCAGCAACAGGCGAUCCCUCUGAACUAUACGGCUACUGCUGAAGAUGCAGAAGAAGGGGACUGGAAACGCAAUACGGGCGGACUUAUUGCUGUACGAAAUGUCGACGCCUUGGAAGCGCUGCUCAACAAAUUGGGGGAUCAGUAAUUGAAUACGACUCCAAACUAUUCAUCACCCCAUUUAUUUAUUGAUACCGAUAUAUUGAUAUGGAUGUUGUUAUUGUCUGUUGUAUAUCAUAACUAUGAAUGCUUCCGAAUGAAAAAUAUAAACAAUCGUAUAAUUUGUAA